AUGUGCGACGACGAUCGAACUCAGACACAGGCGGUGCGAGAUCUGGGUUUCUUCAGGCUCCAUAGUCAUGUAAUGCCAACUGCACCAGAGACCUACCUCCUCGAUCACUUGGACCACUUCGUCCUCUUCACCUCUCGGUUCUUCUUCUUCUUCUUCUUCGACCUCUACGACGACUACGGUUCCGAUUACGCUUUCAACCACGUCAACACCAUCGACCAUAACAACGACUACACCUUCACCUACAACUACAACAACCACUACAACAACCACGCCUUCAACCACGACUACAUCUUCGACUACAACCACAACCACAACCACAACCACGGCUACGACCACGACCACGACUACAACGACAAUCACUACCACGACUACAUCCGCAGCAGUCUAUUAAUAACGUACCAAAACGACCCGACGAACCUCAACGUCAACGGCUACACAACGGCAUUGAAUUCCCAGGCCUACUUUAUCGACUUUGAAUCCACCCCCGGAGACACCUUUGCCCUCGACUCUUCAACCGGAUACAUAAGCGACGUGACGGGUGCGGCCGCCGGCGACCUUGCCUUCUACUCUACCAGCGUGGGAGCUACAUCGUUCAUACUUGUCUCGACCGCAGAUUACGCAGCUUCCCAAGGAGGCACGCAGCUUAUUUGCAGUCUCGAUGGUGACGACAACCUCUCUUGCGACUUCGGAGAAUCCCCCGGUGACUUCUGGCUGUGCGGUGGGCACCUCAACAUUGUUCAGGCUGGAUACGACUUCACCAACACGUGUAGCGCAGGAACGGCGGUCGAAUUGGGGAGUGUGAAAUUGGUUCCGACUGUUUAA
Fonsecaea multimorphosa CBS 102226 is the source of this 822-nucleotide messenger RNA. RefSeq lists its product as uncharacterized. The record is from RefSeq and is a predicted model, not a curated record. The transcript is spliced from 3 exons. NCBI's taxonomy places the organism in Eukaryota, Fungi, Ascomycota, Eurotiomycetes, Chaetothyriales, Herpotrichiellaceae. Bases 1 to 822 code for a protein of 273 amino acids.